Symbiodinium natans is the source of this 828-nucleotide messenger RNA. The record is from the annotation of a GenBank genome assembly. Lineage: Eukaryota; Dinophyceae; Suessiales; Symbiodiniaceae.
AUGGCUGGCCAGAAAAAGUCGCGCAAGGGCAUAAAGCUGGGACAGGCGCCGGCCCUGUCAGUGAGCACAUGGGCUCAGUGGAUCAAAUUUGUUGGGCAGGAAGCUGGUGCGCGCAUGGCCAUGAUACUCAGCUUGACCUACAUGUUUGGCUUGCGAUGUUCGGAGGCUCUCACUUUGAAGAGAAGUGACUUUAGUUUCCAUGGUGACAUACCAAAGCUUGUUGUCACUGGCGAGACACAGGGGAACCGGAAAUCUCCGGGGGAGGUCUACUGCCGCAAGAAGCAUAUGUGCUGGCUGAAAUCAGUCUUCAAGUCUGGUUACACUGUAGAACGCACAAAGAAGCACAAGCACGGAAAGGGCCGCAAGAAGACAAUCACAAGGCAAGAUAAGUACGAAAUCCCAUCUGAAGGAUUUCUUUUCCGCAGUCGCAAAGAAGCCAAACAGCCACACUUGCAUUAUCAUGCAGUCUAUGCCCAGGUAAAGCGACUGGCUCCGAGAUUUCUCGAGCAUUUACGAAACCAGGGCCAAAAGUGGGGGCCAGAGGUGGCAAAGCUUCGCCCGCACAGUGGCCGGGCAACAUUGAUUACAGAGUUGCUCGGAGAUGGCAUGUCCACAGCGCUUUCGAUGAAAUUUGCCCGACACGCCCCUGGUUCUGUGAAAGUCCACCUGAAAUAUGGACGUCUGACUCUGAAAGAUGUCAAAGCAGCAUGUGACAAGAUGGACAGCAAAGGAUCAACUUGGCCGGAUUUCUCCAGGGUGCCCACAGCAAAGCUGAAAAGGGCUCGCUUGGACAUAGACCAGGAACUCCGCAAACGUGUGAAGAAUUAA